Mus pahari (shrew mouse) is the source of this 5643-nucleotide messenger RNA. RefSeq names its product EMSY transcriptional repressor, BRCA2 interacting (gene Emsy). The coding region runs from base 438 to 4427 and encodes 1329 amino acids. NCBI's taxonomy places the organism in Eukaryota, Metazoa, Chordata, Mammalia, Rodentia, Muridae. Gene Ontology annotation, cellular component: nucleoplasm. The transcript is spliced from 22 exons. The record is from RefSeq and is a predicted model, not a curated record. Gene Ontology annotation, biological process: regulation of DNA-templated transcription.
CGGAGGCUAGGCGCGCGAAGCUGGAGACUGGAGGGUAAUGUAAAAGCCGAAAGGAACUACACUCCCAGACUUCCUUGCGCAUGUGACCAGCAAGCAGCGAGAGAAAGAGGAGCGAGGUUGGACUCGGACUACAACUCCCACUAGGCCCCGCGUUGUCCGCCCUUGCCUUUCAAAAGGGGGAGGAAAAGGGACAGGACGAAUGGAGGCUUUUGGGUGCUCGUUUCUCAAAAGGCGGGAAAGGCGAACUACACCUCCCGGCGAGCCGCGCGCUCCUGCGCCUGCGCCCUGGUAUCUGUCGCCAUCUUGCCCCUUCUGAGGCACCGCAAACAAACCUAAUUCCUGGUGUCCCCUAGUCUUGGCGGAGGAGCCUUUUAGAUGAGCCCCGAAAGGCCGGGCAGGGAGGACAAGCUCUUUGGGGCUACCAGACAGAAGCAGCAAUGCCUGUUGUGUGGCCAACCCUUUUGGAUCUCAGCAGGGAUGAAUGCAAACGGAUUCUUCGAAAAUUGGAACUGGAGGCAUAUGCUGGAGUUAUCAGUGCACUUCGGGCACAAGGGGAUCUCACCAAGGAAAAGAAAGAUCUUCUUGGAGAACUCUCAAAAGUCCUUAGCAUCUCAACAGAGCGCCAUCGUGCUGAAGUUCGGAGAGCAGUAAACGAUGAACGGUUAACAACAAUUGCACAUAAAAUGAAUUUAUCCUUAUAUUUGGGUGAAAGACCAAGUUACAGUAUGUCUGGACCUAAUAGUUCUUCAGAGUGGUCCAUUGAAGGACGUAGAUUGGUACCACUGAUGCCCAGGCUGGUUCCCCAGACUGCCUUCACUGUAACAGCGAAUGCUGUGGCCAAUGCAGCUGUCCAGCACAACGCGUCCCUUCCCGUGCCUGCAGAGACAGCAAGCAAAGACGUAGUGGUUUGCUAUUCCUACACAAGUACCACGUCUACCCCAACCUCUACCCCUGUUCCAAGUGGCAGCAUAGCAACGGUUAAGUCUCCAAGACCUGCCAGUCCUGCCUCCAGUGUAGUUGUCUUGCCAAGUGGAAGUACUGUAUAUGUCAAAAGUGUUAGCUGCUCAGAUGAAGAUGAAAAACCCAGAAAGCGCAGGCGAACAAAUUCUUCUAGCUCCUCCCCUGUCGUCCUGAAGGAAGUUCCAAAGGCUGUUGUUCCGGUCUCAAAGACGAUCACUGUGCCUGUGAGUGGAAGUCCCAAGAUGAGCAACAUUAUGCAGAGUAUUGCCAACUCCUUACCACCCCACAUGUCACCUGUGAAAAUAACAUUUACCAAACCAUCCACACAGACAACAAACACAACAACACAGAAGGUUAUUAUAGUGACCACAUCACCAAGUUCAACCUUCGUGCCCAACAUUCUCUCCAAAUCCCAUAACUAUGCAGCAGUCACUAAGCUUGUACCAACAUCAGUCAUUGCCUCCACGACUCAGAAGCCACCUGUUGUUAUAACUGCGUCCCAGGCCUCUCUGGUCACCAGUAGCAGCAAUGGCAACAGCAGUUCUACGUCAUCACCUAUUUCUAGUACAGUUGCAGUAACAGCAGUGGUAUCUUCCACACCGUCUGUGGUCAUGUCAACAGUAGCACAAGGUGUAUCCACAUCAGCAAUCAAAGUGGCGUCGACAAGACUUCCUUCCCCCAAAAGCUUAGUGAGUGGCCCUACCCAGAUUCUUGCACAGUUUCCUAAACAGCAUCAGCAGUCUCCUAAGCAGCAGUUACAGCAAGUGCAGCAGCAGACACAGCAGCCAGUGGCCCAGCCUUCAGUGUCUCAGCAGCAGCAGCCUCAGCAGCCACCACUGCCACCUGGUAUCAAACCUACCAUCCAGAUCAAGCAGGAGUCAGGUGUUAAAAUCAUCACACAGCAGGUUCAACCAAGUAAAAUCUUACCCAAACCAGUGACUGCAACUCUACCCACCAGUAGCAAUUCCCCAAUUAUGGUGGUUAGCAGUAAUGGUGCAAUUAUGACAACUAAACUGGUAACCACUCCUACCGGUACUCAGGCAACCUAUACCCGGCCAACAGUGAGCCCAUCCUUAGGUCGUGUGGCUACAACCCCUGGAGCUGCAACCUAUGUGAAGACUACCAGUGGUAGCAUCAUCACGGUAGUACCCAAAUCAUUAGCUACCUUGGGAGGCAAGAUAAUUAGCAGUAAUAUUGUUUCUGGAACGACUACCAAAAUCACUACCAUCCCAAUGACUUCCAAGCCCAAUGUGAUUGUUGUACAAAAGACUACAGGAAAAGGAACGACCAUUCAAGGCCUCCCUGGCAAAAACGUUGUCACAACCUUGCUAAAUGCUGGAGGAGAAAAGACUCUUCAGACAGUGCCAACUGGAGCCAAGCCAGCUAUAAUUACUGCUACAAGACCCAUCACCAAAAUGAUUGUAACACAGCCCAAAGGAAUAGGUUCCACAGUCCAGCCAGCAGCUAAAAUCAUUCCAACAAAAAUUGUGUAUGGACAACAAGGGAAAACACAGGUUCUUAUUAAACCCAAACCAGUGACAUUUCAAGCUACAGUUGUUAGUGAACAAACAAGGCAGCUGGUAACAGAAACAUUACAGCAAGCAUCCAGAGUAGCAGAUGCCAGCAAUUCAUCUGCUCAGGAAGGAAAAGAAGAACCACAGGGUUACACAGACAGUAGUUCUUCUUCCACAGAAUCCUCCCAGAGUUCUCAAGAUUCCCAGCCUGUAGUUCAUGUAAUUGCUUCCCGGCGUCAGGAUUGGUCAGAACAUGAGAUUGCAAUGGAGACUAGCCCCACCAUAAUAUAUCAGGAUGUAUCCAGUGAAUCACAAUCAGCUACUUCAACAAUCAAAGCUCUGUUAGAACUCCAACAGACAACAGUAAAGGAAAAAUUGGAAUCUAAACCAAGACAACCCACUAUUGACUUGAGUCAAAUGGCAGUACCUAUUCAGAUGACCCAGGAAAAGAGACAUUCUCCUGAGAGUCCAUCCAUUGCUGUGGUAGAGUCAGAACUAGUUGCUGAAUACAUCACCACGGAACGCACUGAUGAGGGGACAGAGGUUGCUUUUCCCCUUCUAGUCAGCCAUCGCUCCCAGCCCCAACAGCCUGCCCAGCCGCAGCGGACCCUGCUUCACCAUGUGGCUCAGUCCCAGACUGCGACACAGACUUCGGUGGUAGUAAAGUCCAUCCCAGCGUCUUCCCCUGGAGCAAUCACCCACAUCAUGCAGCAGGCAUUAAGCAGUCACACUGCUUUUACCAAACACAGUGAGGAACUUGGAACUGAGGAGGGUGAGGUUGAGGAGAUGGACACAUUGGAUCCUCAGACAGGUCUGUUUUACCGCUCUGCUCUGACGCAAUCACAGUCAACCAAACAGCAGAAACUUAGCCAGCCCCAGCUGGAACAGACUCAGCUGCAAGUGAAAACUCUGCAGUGCUUCCAGACCAAACAGAAGCAGACCAUCCACCUGCAGGCAGACCAACUCCAGCACAAACUCACACAGAUGCCCCAGCUCUCCAUCAGGCAUCAGAAACUGACUCCUCUCCAGCAGGAACAAGCACAGCCCAAGCCAGAUGCACAGCACACCCAGCAUACUGUGGUGGCCAAAGACAGGCAGCUUCCUACCUUAAUGGCACAGCCCCCGCAAACUGUAGUACAGGUGCUUGCCGUGAAAACCACACAGCAGCUUCCGAAACUGCAGCAAGCUCCGAACCAACCAAAAAUCUACGUGCAACCCCAAACUCCUCAGAGCCAGAUGGCGCUGCCCUCUUCAUCAGAGAAACAGCCUGCAAGCCAGGUGGAGCAGCCAAUUAUAACCCAAGGAUCCUCUGUUACAAAGAUAACAUUUGAGGGGCGCCAGCCUCCCACAGUUACAAAGAUAACUGGUGGCAGUUCUGUUCCUAAGCUGACAUCACCAGUUACAAGCAUAUCUCCCAUUCAGGCCUCUGAGAAGACAGCAGUGUCAGACAUUUUGCAAAUGUCUUUGAUGGAAGCUCAGAUUGAUACAAAUGUAGAACAUAUGGUAGUGGAUCCCCCAAAGAAGGCUCUAGCCACCAAUGUGCUCACUGGUGAGGCAGGAGCUCUACCCUCCACCCAUGUGGUGGUGGCAGGGAUGACGAAAUGUAGAGAGUCCUGUUCAAGUCCAUCUGCUGUUGGCCCUCCCCUAACGACCAGAAAAAUCGAAGCAGCAGGAAUGCCUACGACAGGCCAGUUCAUGCGUAUUCAGAAUGUAGGCCAAAAGAAAGCUGAAGAGAGCCCAACAGAAAUUAUCAUCCAGGCCAUUCCCCAGUAUGCUAUUCCUUGUCACUCCAGCUCCAACGUGGUGGUGGAGCCCAGUGGGCUUCUAGAGUUGAACAACUUCACCAGUCAGCAGCUAGAUGACGACGAGACAGCCAUGGAGCAGGACAUAGACAGCGGCACGGAGGACGGGACUGAGCCCAGCCCCUCUCAGAGUGCUGUAGAACGAUCCUAGUGUGCAGACACCGGAGUGCACUUUAGAGCCUGCGUGGUUACCAAAUGUCCAGGGAAACUUAAAAUUUGUUAUAGUAAAAAAGAAAAAGAAAAAAAAAAGCACUUUGCUCAUAUUUAGGCUGGGGACCUAGAAGCAUUUUAACAAAAUUAAACUCACAGAGGAAUGUACUUUAAAAAAAAAAAAAAAAAAAAAAAAAAAAAAAAAAAAAAAAAAAAAAAAAAAAAAAAAAAAAAAAAAAAAAAAAAAAAAAGCAGAGGAAACGAUACACCCCAUGGAGCCUGGCAACUUGUUGGUGCUAAGCAGCGAGAAGAAGACUUUUCUGUCAGUGGUCCUCGACUGCUUUCCACUGAGCAAACGCACCAGAGAGUAUGAAAAGGGAAAAGAAUAUGAAGAGGUUGUAUUUUUGAAAUGAUAUAUUUGAACAGUUUUUCAAAAAUUGUGUUUGUUUUUGCAAAUCCCUGGAGAUGUUGAUUUGGCUAGCAUUUUACAUUUGCUCAGUUCAUGGUUGGUUUAUGACUACCUAGGGAAGUCCUGGCAUUGAAGAGUCCUUGCUGGAGGGUAGACAUCAAUCAGGUUGCUGCCCGGGCAGUGUUUGGGGUGGCUUGUACAUGUGCUCCUUGGUUGUAUACUAAUUUAUUGUGGAGUUCCACACUUGCCUAUUUAUUUAAUGUAAAUGUUUUGAAGCAGGCCGAGUCCCUUUUCCUACAUGUCCUGGGAAGCUGGAUCGCUUGGCCUCCCCACCUCCCCACCCCCUCACCCCCUUUAAGAAAACGGAUUAGAGAAGAUUUUGUCAGGAAGCAGAGGAAAGGACAUUUCUAGCCCAAAGGAAAUGCUCAGUCGUGUUCCUGAAAAUGAGCUCUGCUCAUUGGAUGUUUUCUCGACGUCGACAUUGCACACCCGUGUUGGACUGAGACUUUGAAAACAACUUUGACUUACUUUGGUUUAAAUCCUUUGAAAUGUAUGAAAAUGUUCACUUACAGUUCUAAAUGUAAUGUUUUUAAGUUUUUAAUUUUUUAGGGUGCAGUUUGUUUACGUGCAGGUGUGGUCUUGUGAUUGCUGUCUAUCACAAGUAGAGUGAAGGGUAAGGGAUGGGAGGGUAAGAAUUUUGACAAGCUGUGGCAAAGGAAACUAUACUCUUCAUUUUUAAAAACUGUAAAUAGAAAAGUUUUUAACGGUUUUAUAUGAAUUUCACUAUAAAUAAGCAUUUUAAGACUGA